AUGUCUGAUGAGAUUCAAACCUCAGGACCGAAACUGUUUGGUUUCCCACUAACAGAGCAAGAAGAAUUUGCAGAUACAAAAUACGAUGUUGGAGAGGACAGAAAAUUCAGAUGCCACUAUUGCAGGCGAGUAUUCGCUAACUCCCAGGCCUUAGGGGGCCACCAAAACGCUCACAAGAAAGAGCGUCAAAGAGCAAGGCGUUUCCAAAUCCACACUCAUAGACGAUCCACACCUCUCCUCACACUACCCUCCAUUUACUUACAACAACAACAACAACAACAACAACCCCCUUCACCCCCCACCACUCAUCUUCCUAUCACUCUCCACCACUUUCCAUCACGCCCCAUUUUCCUUCCUUCCUCCUCCUAUCGUUCUACCACUCCUUGCUUUCCUUUUCAGCUUUAUGCCUCCCCCACUGCACUCCAGUCUCCUCCUAUUGUCCCUCAUUUUUCUCCAGACUCGCAUGUUGGUGUUAAUGUUGAUGUACAUCUCAAAUUAUCCCUGUCAGAUUGA
Abrus precatorius (Indian licorice) is the source of this 513-nucleotide messenger RNA. RefSeq names its product zinc finger protein 6-like. The record is from RefSeq and is a predicted model, not a curated record. NCBI's taxonomy places the organism in Eukaryota, Viridiplantae, Streptophyta, Magnoliopsida, Fabales, Fabaceae. Gene Ontology annotation, cellular component: nucleus. Gene Ontology annotation, biological process: trichome differentiation; cytokinin-activated signaling pathway; trichome morphogenesis. Bases 1 to 513 code for a protein of 170 amino acids. Gene Ontology annotation, molecular function: DNA-binding transcription factor activity; transcription cis-regulatory region binding. The transcript has a single exon.